CCCCUCUUUAUCGAGCAGCGGCCCUCGACGAUCCGCUCGGCGCCUCGCUAGGGUUCCUGCGUGCGUGAUCAUUGGACGAUCGACAGGGGAAUCGAGGGGCUUCUGUUCCCUCUUGUACGGGUACAUAUUGGGCAGCAGAUCGAAUAGGAAAUCGGAAUCAAGAAACACAAGGGAACUCCAUGUUAGCCCCGAUUUUGUCGCUCCCGGCCCCGCCCGCUGAUGGAAACCUCGGCCCGAUUCCCCUUGCCCAGGUCUCGAAUGAUUCCUCCGCCAAUAAGUCGCAAGAACAGAAAGAGCAGUCCCCUCCUGCGCCGGCUCCGGCACCAGUCGCGACGCAUACGAGAACGAUCGGUAUCAUCCACCCUCCACCUGAUAUUCGAGUGAUCAUAGACAAGACUGCAGCUUUCGUCGCCAAGAACGGCCCCGAGUUUGAAAAGAGGAUUCUUGCCAACAAUGCCGGCAACAACAAAUUCAACUUUUUGACUGCUUCGGACCCUUACCAUGCCUACUACCAGCACAAGGUAUCGGAGCACCGCGCCCUGGUCCAGGCUGCCCCUCAGCAGCCAUCCGAAGACUCCUCUCAGCCAUCAGAACCUGCCCCCGCACCUUCUGAUGGCUCGGCUGCCCCCGCAGCUGCAACUGCACCUCCUGAAGAGGCUACAGCCAAGGUUGACCUUGCAGCUCAGUUUAGAGUUCCUCCAAAGAAGGUUCUUGAGCCCCCUGAGGCCGAGCAGUACACAGUUAGGCUCCCAGAAGGGAUCACUGGGGAGGAGUUGGAUAUCAUUAAGCUCACUGCACAGUUCGUUGCUCGGAAUGGGAAGAACUUCUUGACAAACCUCACAAGCCGAGAGAUGAGCAACCCGCAAUUCCAUUUCUUGAAGCCAACCCACAGCAUGUUCACAUUCUUCACGACUCUUACAGAUGCAUACUCAAAGGUGCUGAUGCCUCCAACGGGACUGACAGAAAAGCUGCGGAAAAGCACCAGUGAUUUGACUACAGUGCUCGAGAGGUGUUUGCACCGUCUUGACUGGGAGCGGUCUCAGGAACAAGCUAGGCAGAAGGCUGAGGAUGAGAUCGAGCAAGAAAGGCUGCAAAUGGCCAUGAUUGAUUGGCAUGAUUUUGUUGUUGUUGAAACCAUUGAGUUUGCUGAUGAUGAGGAUGAGGAGCUGCCCUUACCAAUGACAUUGGAUGAAGUCAUUAGGAGGAGCAAGAUAUCGUCAUUGGAUGAGGAGGAACCAAUGCAAACAGUUGAACCAGGGAAGGAGAUGGAGAUGGAGAUGGAUGAAGAUGAGAUGCUGCUUGUGGUGGAAGGCAUGAAGGCUACAGGACUUGACAAGAAUGGUGCGGAUGAGAAAAAGAGAGAAGCAAGGGCAUCCGGUGAUGAGCCUGAGCCUCCUAUGAGGAUAGUGAAGAACUGGAAGAGACCUGAGGAGAGGAUAGCUGCUGAAAGAGAUCCAACCAAGUUUGUGAUUUCACCAAUUACCAAUGAGCUUAUUCCUAUUAAUGAGAUGGCCGAGCACAUGCGCAUUUCACUCAUAGACCCCAAAUACAAGGAGCAGAAAGAGAGGAUGAUGGCCAAAAUCCGGGAGACAACUCUUGCUCCGGAUGAUGAGAUCUCUAGGAAUAUUGUUGGGCUUGCACGAACUCGUCCCGAUAUUUUUGGUACCACUGAAGAAGAAGUCUCCAAUGCUGUCAAGGCAGAGAUUGAGAAAAAGAAAGAUGAGCAGCCAAAGCAGGUCAUAUGGGAUGGGCACUCAGGCAGUAUUGGACGCACUGCCACCCAAGCCUUAUCACAGGGUUUUUCUGGUGAGGAACAAACUGACGCUAAUAACAAUGAUUUGAGGACACUUCCAGGUCCUGCACCUGCACCAAGACCUGGGGUACCAUUUGUCCGCCCACUACCUCCACCACCUGGAUUGGCGUUAAAUAUUCCUCGAUUCCCCCCAAACCAAGUCCAAUAUUCUGUUCCUGCUGCUGGUGGGGGUCUUGUUGCACCUCCAAGGCCUGGAAUCAUCCCAAUGAUUCCAUCCAUGAGGCCUGGACCUUCACCUAUGCCUAUGACCUCGUCAUCGCAGCAUGUUAUGAUGGGUCAGCAGCCAUUAUCUCAAUCAAUUAUGGUGAACCCUCCCAAUAUCCCUGUACCUCCACCUCCUGGAUCCCAGUUCACACCAUUGGUAGUUCCUCGACCUUUUGUUCCAUUGCCUAUGCCACCGCCUAACAUGCCAAUGGUUCCCCCGCCACCUCCACCACAAGGAAUGCCGCCACCUCCUCCCCCAGAGGAAGCUCCACCGCUACCAGAUGAACCUGAACCAAAACGGCAAAGAGUCGAUGAUGUUUCACUCAUGGCAGAGGAUCAGUUCCUUGCCCAGCAUCCGGGAUCCAGCCGGAUUUCUGUAUCUGUUCCAAAUGUGGAUGAAGGAAACUUGAAAGGUCAGCUUCUGGAGAUUGCAGUACAGUCUUUAUCCGAGACUGUUGGCAGUCUUAAGGAGAAGAUUGCGGCAGAGGUUCAGCUUCCUGCUAAUAAACAGAAACUGAGUGGUCGCGCUGGUUUUCUCAAGGAUAAUCUUACCCUUGCUUAUUAUAACAUUGGCCCUGGAGAAACUCUAACCCUUGCUCUGAGGGAACGUGGUGGGAGAAAGAGAUAAGCUUUUUGUCAAACAAGCAGAACUUUUCUUCGUCCAGUUAUUCUCAUAUGUUAGUUAUCUGAGAUUAUAAAUCUGUUGGGAUGUAAUUCAUAAUAUUAGACUUACGUUCUUGCUAGUUUGAUGCUUGAAACUUAUCUAUGCUGAUGAACUUUAUGGUUUUGUAAUGCAGAUUUACAAUUCGGAUGA
Messenger RNA from Musa acuminata AAA Group (dessert banana), 2831 nucleotides. Its product is annotated as probable splicing factor 3A subunit 1. Gene Ontology annotation, molecular function: RNA binding; protein binding. Lineage: Eukaryota; Viridiplantae; Streptophyta; Magnoliopsida; Zingiberales; Musaceae. The transcript has 3 exons. The record is from RefSeq and is a predicted model, not a curated record. The coding region runs from base 180 to 2645 and encodes 821 amino acids. Gene Ontology annotation, biological process: mRNA cis splicing, via spliceosome; regulation of alternative mRNA splicing, via spliceosome. Gene Ontology annotation, cellular component: U2 snRNP; U2-type prespliceosome; catalytic step 2 spliceosome.